Ipomoea nil (Japanese morning glory) is the source of this 2076-nucleotide messenger RNA. RefSeq lists its product as uncharacterized. The record is from RefSeq and is a predicted model, not a curated record. Bases 1 to 2076 code for a protein of 691 amino acids. Gene Ontology annotation, molecular function: transposase activity; DNA binding. Gene Ontology annotation, biological process: DNA transposition. The transcript is spliced from 3 exons. Lineage: Eukaryota; Viridiplantae; Streptophyta; Magnoliopsida; Solanales; Convolvulaceae.
AUGCGUAAAUCAUUGGCGACUGGAACGGGUUCUGCCCCAAAUACGCUCCAACGAAGAGCUGGUGUUGGCCCAUUUGAAGUUGUCCUUUUCCAUAAUGGGAUAGUAAAUAGGGUUGGUGAAGUUAAAUACUUGGGUGGUGAUGUAGAACUGUAUGAAAGGAUGGAAGCUAAUGAAGUGUGUCUAGAUGUGUUGAAGGAUAAGAUAAAACAGUUAGGGUAUAGUGAGGUUGGUGCCCUGAUUUAUUGUUAUUGGAAUGAUAGUUUGAAGUUGCUACAAUCAGACAAUGAUCUUAUACCUAUAUUGAAUGAGGUCAACCCAAGUAAAAGGUUGGAGUUUUGGGUUGAAACAAUGGAUGAGCAGGACUUGAUUGAAGCUGAUAUGGAAGUACUGGAGCCAGAAAGUGAUUGGGAAAAUGAGAUUGAGGUACAGAGAUUGGGGGUAGCUGAGCAGGUUGAUAUAGGGACUGGGGAUGAUGGCCAAGUUGUUGAUUUCACUGUACAGGAUGAUAAAGUAGAUGAGCAUUUGGAUGUAGCUCAAACAAAGAAAAAGGUUAAGAAUUUGGAUGACAUCUUCUUUUCUGAUGAGGAGUCAGUAGUGGAUUCUAAUAGUGAUGGUGAUGGGGAAAGCAAAUGGCCCAUAUUUAGAGCUGCAACAGACAUGAAAGACCCCCAUUUCACUUUAGGCAUGACAUUUGCUUCAAAACAACAGUUUAGGGAAGCAGUUCAAAAUUAUGCUUUCAAUAAUGGCAAAGAAAUUAGAACUCUAAAAAAUGACAAGGAAAGGGUUAUUGUUAAGUGUACACAGGAGGGUUGCCCUUGGAGAAUAGGGUUGAGGAAAGUAAUAGGGUCAUAUGCAUGGAGGAUUUUGAACAUGGUGGAUGAACAUGAAGGUUGUUCUUGGGUUUGGGAGAACUCACUGGUGAAAUCAACUGUGGUUGCUAAGAGGUGGGCAACUCAAUUAAAAGAUCACCCAGAUUGGAUGAUGAGAAAGUUCAAAGAUAAGGUUUGCACAGAGGAGGGAUUUUAUGUGAGUGAUUCACAAGCAUAUAGGGAUAUUUGGAAGGCAAAGAAGAUAAGAGUAGGUGAUGAGGAAGCCAACUUCAAGAAGAUUUGGAGUUAUAGAGAAGAAGUCUUGACAACAAAUCCCGGGUCUUCAUGUCUUGUUAAGUUGAGUGACUUAAAGGAUGGAAGUGGGCAGGAAAGAUUCCUGAGAAUGUAUGUCUGUUGGAAAAGCAGCAAGGAAGGCUUCAGGAUGUGUAGAAGACUAAUUGGGGUAGAUGGUUGUCACCUUAAAUCUGAAACUGGAGGAAUGCUUCUGACUGCUGUGAGUAUAGAUGCAAAUGACUGUAUAUUUCCAUUAGCUUAUGCUAUUGUGGAAGGAGAGAAAAAGGAAUCUUGGAUAUGGUUUCUAAGACUGUUGAAAGAUGAUAUGCAGAUAAGUGAUACAGAGGAGGAUGAGUACUGCUUCAUAAGUGACAAACAGAAGGGUCUAAUUCCAGCCUUUGGUGAAGUGCUACCUGGUGUGGAAAACAGAUUUUGUGUGAGACACCUACAUGCAAAUAUGAAGGUGGCAGGUUUCCAGGGUAAGGCUAUUAAGGAUACAUUAUGGACUUGUGCUAGGGCAAACACUGUAAAUGCUUACACUGAUGCUUUGUAUAAACUAAGGAGAUUAGAUGAAGCUGCAUACCAAUGGUUAGGUGAUAAAAGCCCAACAGAAUGGUCUAGAUCCCACUUCUCUACAAAAUCCCAUUGCGACAUGUUAGUGAAUAACAUUUGUGAGUCUUGGAAUGCCUCUAUAAUGGAAGCAAGGGACAAGCCUAUCAUUGAGUGCCUAGAAAUUAUAAGGAAAAUGAUAAUGGCUAAGUUGUUUGAGAAUAGACAGAAAGCUGCAGAAUGGAAGUCCUUGAUAUGUCCUAAGGUUGUCAGGAAGUUGAAGCAAAUAGAGAAGGCUGCAUCUGGUUACUUAGCAACACAAUGUGAUUUCUUCAAGUUUGAGGAGGUGGGAGUUGACAGGCAUUCCAUGCAAGCAUGCUAUAUGUGCUAUAUGGAAAAAAUUUGGGAAAGGUGGAGUGUUUGA